This is a messenger RNA of Endocarpon pusillum Z07020, 1179 nucleotides long. RefSeq lists its product as uncharacterized. Gene Ontology annotation, molecular function: oxidoreductase activity, acting on the CH-OH group of donors, NAD or NADP as acceptor. The transcript has 2 exons. Bases 1 to 1179 code for a protein of 392 amino acids. The record is from RefSeq and is a predicted model, not a curated record. NCBI's taxonomy places the organism in Eukaryota, Fungi, Ascomycota, Eurotiomycetes, Verrucariales, Verrucariaceae.
AUGUCAUCAGCAUCUCUACAUCCAUCACGUGUUGCAGGUGGUUCGUCAAGGCCGACACCAAGGUCAGGAGCCGCAACAUCAUCUUGCGCACCGCGACGUCAUACUGUUACACCGCCCUCCACACCCUUGGGGGCUGCGGCGCACCAAGUAUCGUUGCGACAGAAGGCUGAGCUAAAAUGUCAGUCUCAUAAUGGUGGCGCAUCGCCAUCUGAGCCCGCUCUCAAACAGCAGAGUGAAUUGCUGAAGCUGAAUGCUUCUGUAAAGCCUCACCAGGCGACCCCAGCAAUUGCAAACGGUGAUGUACCUCCAGAGCCCUCGAUAGGGAAUACUAAGGCCCUCUCCACGGAAACGAUGGAUAAUCUCCCGCCGACGCUGCGCAAUUUUGUCCUCAAGGGCAAGACAGCAAUAGUCACUGGCGGAGCUCGAGGACUGGGACUGGCUAUGUCUCAGGCUCUGUGCGAGGCUGGCAUCAAGGCCGUGGCCAUUUUCGAUAUCCAGCCUAAGUUGGGUCAAUCGGUAGCACAAUCUCUCCAUACUGCCACUGGCAUUCCCGUGAAAUACCACAACGUCGAUAUCACCAACGAGAGCAACGUGGAAGCUGCCGUCAAACAAGUCAUUCAACAAUUCGGCGGCAUCGACAUCCUCAUCAACUCUGCCGGCGUAGCAUUCUCGAACCUCCCCGCCGAAAAGCAGAGUCUCGACAUCUUCCGCAAGACCAUCGACAUCAAUCUGACCGGCUCAUACAUCAUGGCGCAAGUCGUUGGUCGAUACAUGAUAAAGACCACUCCCAAGGCGACCUCGCAUUCGCACCCGCAGCUCCCCGAUCGAAGCAUCAUCUUCAUCGCGUCCAUGUCCGGCUCCAUAGUCAACUAUCCACAGAGGCAGUCCGCCUACAACACCUCCAAAGCCGCCGUCAUCAUGCUCUCCAAAUGCCUAGCGGCAGAGUGGGCUGAGUACGGCAUCCGCGUCAACACUAUCAGUCCAGGAUAUAUGGAUACCGUGCUGAACCGGACGCCGGAGCUGACGCAACAGAAGGUGACGUGGAAGCAGAGGACGCCGUUGGGAAGGUUGGGCAAGGAGGAGGAGUUGAAUAACGUGAUGGUUUGGUUGGCGGGCGAAGGGGCGAGAUUUGUCACCGGAGGUGAUUACAAGGUCGACGGAGGCUACUCGGUCUAUUGA